Symsagittifera roscoffensis is the source of this 2559-nucleotide messenger RNA. Its product is annotated as histone acetyltransferase KAT2B-like. Lineage: Eukaryota; Metazoa; Xenacoelomorpha; Acoela; Convolutidae. The coding region runs from base 15 to 2420 and encodes 801 amino acids. Gene Ontology annotation, molecular function: protein binding; histone H3 acetyltransferase activity. Gene Ontology annotation, cellular component: nucleus; ATAC complex. The record is from RefSeq and is a predicted model, not a curated record. The transcript has 2 exons. Gene Ontology annotation, biological process: chromatin remodeling; positive regulation of transcription by RNA polymerase II.
UUUAAGGUUAGGUUAUGAAAUCCAUGGGACAAAGCAUGGAUACCUCUAAAUGCAAAUCGGAAGUGAAGUCCCAAAUUGAAGAUGUAAUCAACCUGAAGGAACAAAUAGCUAAAAUCAAACACAGUGAACUAUGGUUCGGAUAUAGCGUCAACAUCAUCCACGAGUUCAAACUCAAUCUGUACGCUUUGAACACAGUGGAUAAAUUGGCAGUUGUUUCCCGAUUCAUGAAGUGUAGCGGUGGAGGAAGUGGUUCGUGCCCUUGUGAAAUGGAAUGCGAAGGGUACCGUAGCAAACAGAAUAAUGCAGCCUAUGACUUUUAUGAGAGCCCAGAGAUGGCGUUCUGCUCAAACUGCGAGCACAAAAGAUCGAGUCAUGCAGUUCCUGAGUUGAAGUCGUUGAAAAAGGAACAGUUGGAUAGUUUGAUGCGACGAUGUGUGGAUUUGGACAACUUGACCAGAUGUGUAUCGGAGGAGCAGGACGACGAUUGUCGCCAUUCUUACUUCGCAGUUCUAAAAACUAUCAAAAAUGGAUUGCUGCAAUCACUUUCAGAAACGAUAGAGUUGGAUCACAAGCCGCCCUUUGAAAACCCUCCAAUAAAAACUGCAGUUAGGAAUUUCCUCAUCUUGAGGUAUAGUGACCACAUUCCAAAAAGUAGCACAACUAUGAGAUACUUGGCCCAAUUUUUCCUCCAAUGUCUAAAUCACUGGAGGCUCGACACACCUCUGAAGUUCAGAGAAUCUGUGAAUUCUGACCAAGAAUUCGAAUCCUACCGCAAUUUUUAUAGAAAAUGGUUCUGUUUAUGUAAUAUUCCAACAUUUUGCGACAGUUUGACUAAGUACGACUUGACUUGUGUUUUUGGACAUAAUUUUAUGAAACUAGUCUAUAUUAAUAUGAGGCGACAGCUGCUGGAAAAAGUUAGAACUGACAAAGAGACGCUGCCUAUUGAAAAACAGACAGUUAUUCUCACAGACCUACCUAAGUUUUUAGCGGUUCUGCAAAACGAAGUAUUCAGUACAGAUGCCCCCAUUUGGUCGGAAAGUUUUGACGCCAAUGCGAAAGCAGUCGUGGGACCAGAGCUGCCGAAAGUGGACGAACCAGAAUCGCCGAUAAACGACAGUGACGCAACUAGCCCGGCUUCGACUGCAAGUGGACGAAAUUUGAGCGGUGAUGAUUGUGCAAUACCUUACAAACGCACUUGUUAUGAUGAUUACGAAGAGAACAAAGCUCAAAUGCAAAAGCAUAUUUCGGUGCUAAAAUCAACGGCACUCAAUGGAAAUAUUAGUUCAGGUAAAAAUGGAAAUAAAAUGGGACCUGAUGUUGUUAAAAAAGAUGAAUUAAUUCAGAAAUUUUGUCCUAUUCCGGAUAAAGAAUUGAAGGAUGUGAUUCAAGAUAUUGAGCGAGAAAACGAACAUUUACCGUCUGAAAUGAGUUUGUUCAUGACGCGAGAUGAGGCUGCAAAAAAGGAGGAAUCAGAAGGCAUAAUUGAGUUCCAUAUGAUUUCAAACACUUUAGAGAAAGUGCCUCCGGAUAAUGUUUUGAACUGGUUAAUUCAGCUGCAAACUGUGUUUUCUCAUCAGUUGCCAAGAAUGCCGAAAGAGUACAUAACACGUCUGGUGUUCGAUCCAAAGCAUCGAUCGUUGGUGAUUAUAAAGGGAGGUAAUGUUAAUGGCGGCGUGACUUAUAGACCCUUUGCCGCACAAGGCUUCUCUGAAAUUGUAUUUUGUGCUGUCAGUUCAAAUGAGCAAGUGAAAGGGUAUGGCACACAUUUGAUGAAUCAUUUGAAAGACUACCACAUUAAACAUGGAAUUCACCACUUCUUGACCUAUGCUGAUGAAUUUGCAGUGGGAUACUUUAAAAAGCAAGGGUUCUCCCAGGAUAUCAAGCUGCCCAGAACUAGUUACGCUGGCUACAUCAAAGAGUACGAAGGCGCCACUUUGAUGGGUUGUCAACUAAACCGAAAAAUAACCUACACAAAAUUUUCUACGGCAAUAAGACAACAAAUCGAAAUUGUGAAAAGAAGAAUUGAACAAAUGGAAACAAGAAAUCCCGAGUUAUUGGGAAGGAAAGCGGCUGCAUUGACCAGCAAACAAAAGCAGGAAGCAGAAGAAAGUUUGCAGGAGAAGUUGAAGGAAAUUUUGAAGUUAGUUAAAACUCACCAGUCUGCGUGGCCGUUUCAGAAACCAGUGGACAAAACAGAAGCGCCAGAUUAUUACGUGGUAAUCAAACAUCCGAUGGAUCUGAAACUGAUGACAGACAAACAGAAAAAAGGACACUAUACGGAAAGAGCUGCUUUUGUAGAAGACAUGCAACGAAUCUUCAAUAAUUGUAGAGUCUAUAAUGAUAUAGAAACAGAGUACUACAAAUGUGCAAAUAUUCUAGAAGAUUAUUUCUUCCAGAAAUUACGAGAAAUUUGUGCUUGAUUCUUUUUGAUUGUAUCUGUUUGUUUUUGCUUUAGGUUAGCUUCCAGUCAAAUUAACUUAUUGUUUUUAAAGUUGUAUUGCCUUUUCUUUUUUUCACGCCGUGAGUUUUUUAAAUCUGAAUGGUCAUUCGGAUUUAAAA